AUGCUCGGCCAAUUGAGCAGUUAUUUUCCAUUCCCAAAUCGAAGUAAUACCUAGUUAGAGGACUUGAUGUCACUUUCUACAAUUAAUGAGGCUGAUGCGCCGAAAAAGCUAAAAAGGUGGUUCAAGUCAGAACAGAUUUCUUUAAAAACAAGCGAUAUUGAUGGAGCAAAACCCUAUUUAAGAGGUUAUGAAUUCAUCAACAAGCCAGAUUUUAUAAAUUUUACAGAAGAUAUAGACAGAACGAAGCCAGCCAGACUCCACCAGCCGCUUAAUAAGCCUUAUUUUAGCUUGAUGACUCAUGAUAUUGAUAAAGCAACCCCUAAAAAAGGUGAGUUUAUCACUACUCGAAUCGGGACAAAUCCGCUUCAGCCAGUCUAUAACCUACCAAGCUUUGAAAUAAGGCCAGUAACUCCUCCAAAGUUCGUCAGAGACCAAAUAGCAAUUGACGAUAUUAAAGGCACAAAACCCGAAAAAUACUUCAAAUGGGCUCAACGUGACAAUAUGAAUGUCAGAGAUAUUGAAGGGGCCAAGCCAAAGCCAGAAAGGCAUUUAGUUAAGCCUAAUUUUAUGGACACCAGAGACAUAACAAAAAGUGACAGCUCAAUUAGCAAUAGAGUGACGAACCCUCUUGACCCAGAAUAUAUAGUUAAAAAUGAAGAAGGAAAAGUAAUGCCUUAUGGGUUUGUGGAUGGGAGCAAGCCGAGAAAACUCAUUAAGACAGAAAUAGAAGUUCACCGUUCAAAUUUAAACACUGAUGAUAUUGACGGAGCAAGGCCAGGGACUGUUGGAGUUUUAGUAAGAGAAAGAAGGCAACAAAAAGAUGGAAUCGGAAUCAAUGACAUUGAUAAGUCUCAAUCUGGAAGCUUAAAACGUGGAAUAUCAACAAAUAGAAAAACAAAUCCGCUGAAUCCUGUUUAUACCUGGCAAACUGAAGAAGUCAACCAAGAAGCAAAUUUGCCAGUUAAUGAAGCCUCAAAAAAGCCUGGAUACAAGAGAUGUGAAGAAAACUUUUGGGGUGUAACGCCUUCACCUUCUACAAAGCCUUCUGCAAGACCGCAUACCGCAGCACCACAGGUUGCGACCCAUACAAUUGAUCCAGAUUUUACUAGAAAUUUGAAUAAGUUCUAUUUGGCAAGUCCAACAGGAACUCCAGCUGUUAUGGAGCAGGAGCUAAAAAUAAACACUGAAAAGUUCUUCAACAAUAGUGGCUCUAAAGAUAUAAACCCCAACUCUCCAAUCAAUAAUCUUCCGCUAAUAAACAAGCAAAGACCUCCGAUACCUAGAGUAGACCUUCAGUCUGAAGAGUAUCAAAAGAACUCUGCAGCAUUUUUUGAUGCCCAAAGUAAUGGCUCACUUCACAGCAACAAUAAUUCUUCGGAAAGCAAAAGGCUAUAUUCGGCAGGAUCAAGACCGAAAUCAUCCCUUAGCAUUGACCAGAAAAAUUACAAGUUUGGGCUUUCACGUGCUGAUAUAGGUAGACCUUCAGAUAAUAUAUUAUCACAGACAGAGGCGAAAGCUGGAACUCCUGUUUCUCGUCCUAGGCCAAUGAGUUCAAUUUCGAGAUCGUCGUACAAUUCAUCUCAAAAGUAA
Blepharisma stoltei is the source of this 1590-nucleotide messenger RNA. The record is from the annotation of a GenBank genome assembly. Lineage: Eukaryota; Ciliophora; Heterotrichea; Heterotrichida; Blepharismidae.